Messenger RNA from Phyllostomus hastatus (greater spear-nosed bat), 1499 nucleotides. RefSeq names its product ret finger protein like 4B (gene RFPL4B). Lineage: Eukaryota; Metazoa; Chordata; Mammalia; Chiroptera; Phyllostomidae. The transcript has 3 exons. Bases 311 to 1117 code for a protein of 268 amino acids. Gene Ontology annotation, molecular function: protein binding. The record is from RefSeq and is a predicted model, not a curated record.
CCCAGGAGAGGUGGUGGUGUGGAGUUCAGACCUUCAGACCUUCAGACCUUCAGAACCUCAGCCGAAAGUCCCUAAUUCAAGGUGACCUACAAAGGAAUACUGACUAGGGGCAGAGACGUACUCCUAGAACCUAUUAUAGACCCAGCUGGACUUAUCUCCCACACAUAAAACUUCCCCUCGAAGUCUCCAGACAAGGUACGGCCUGAUUGUUCAAGAGCAGACACUGUACUGAAGGCUCCUGAUUGCCCCUAGAAGACAAUAAAGGGCCAUUUCAGCUCAGUUGACUGCUAAGGAGUGACCUUGAGAAACCAUGUUUGCAAGACUACGAGAUGAAGCAAGCUGUUCAGUUUGUCUGGAGCUUUUCAACCGUCCCAUUUCCCUCUCCUGUAUGCACAUAUUCUGCUAUGAUUGCAUGCAACACUGGUUGCAGGAAAUGGAAGAGCCGAAAUUAAUCUGCCCCAUAUGUCGAGGAGUAAACAAGAAACCACCUAUGGAAGAAUGGCAAGUUAGUAUACUCUCACUUCUCAUCAAACAGCACCAUUUCCUCCUGAACCAAAAUCUGUGUGUGACAGAGAAGUUCUUGAAGUUCCAGGAGGAUAUGACUCUGGACGCAGCCACUGCAAACUCCCGUCUUGUCCUAUCUGAGGAUCUAAGGAAAGUCCACUGUGGGAAGAUAUGCCACAACUUGAUGGAAGAUCCCCAGAGAUUUGCUGCUAUGCCCUGUGUCCUGGGCACCCCAUGCUUUUCCUCUGGUCGCCAUUACUGGGAGGUAGAAGUGGAAGAGGGGAAGGAGUGGGCUCUGGGAGUCUGCAAGGAAUCAGUCGACAGAAAGAAGGAGAGUUUUUCCCCGGAGCAUGGUUUCUGGACCAUUAGCAUGAAGCAGGGAGCAAUCUACUCCGGCUCCAUCCCAGACACCAGAAUUCCUACAAGUCCUGGCCUUAGCCGCAUAGGAAUUUUUCUAGAUGUUGAGGUGGAAGAGAUCAAGUUUUUUGAUGUUAGAAAUGAUGCCCUCAUUUAUAUACACAGUGAAUUCUCUUCGGAGCCUCUGCAUCCAUUCUUUUGUCUUGGGUUGCCUGGAGAAGAAGACAGUGGUGGCUCGCUGAGCAUUUGCUCAUGAGAAAUUCACGAUGUUCUUUAUGUUCUUUAUGUUUUUGGGAGGGAGACUAGUCCCUCUCCCACCCUCACACUCUUAAGAGUGUAUUUGAUUUCAGUGGCUAUACUUGGCUGUAAAGGCCCAGAUGAUGUUAGGUGGGCUGGACCAAUGGUUUUCAGUCCUGACUUCUAAUUACAAGCAUAAGAGAAACUUAAAAAAAUUCCCAUAUCCAUAACCAUACCCUGAACCAAUCAAAUUAGAAUCUCUGGGGAUGGGACACAGACAAUGACACUUUUCUAAGUUUACUAGGUAAUUUCAAUGUGCAGCCAGGAUUAAGGAACACUGGACUAGAACACUGAUUUCAAAACUUUGUCGUGCAUCAGAAUUUUUGGAUGACUUCAGUAGG